Molecule: messenger RNA, 4294 nt
Organism: Eleginops maclovinus (Patagonian blennie)
Lineage: Eukaryota; Metazoa; Chordata; Actinopteri; Perciformes; Eleginopidae
Gene: rab11fip4b
Product: RAB11 family interacting protein 4 (class II) b
Exons: 14
Coding region: 399-2153 (584 amino acids)
Biological process (GO): endocytic recycling; regulation of cytokinesis
Cellular component (GO): recycling endosome membrane; midbody; endocytic vesicle
Molecular function (GO): calcium ion binding
Source: RefSeq, a predicted model, not a curated record
GCUCUCACUGUGUGAAUGCAAGUUAGCCGGCGAAGCAGUCAGUGAGAGAGGGAAAGUGUGUGAGGUGCAGAGUCUGUGUGUGUGUGUGUGUGUGCGUGUGUGUGUUACAGAGAGAGAGAGAGAGAGAGAGAGAGAGAGAAGAGAGAGAGCCAGGCAGCCGGUGCGGUGUUUUUAAAGUGAACGAUACAUCCUGCUCCAUUCCUCUGCCUCUGUUUGGAAUAUACCACUAACACGGACUCACCCUUUGGACUAUCCCCACUGUUCCUCCUCCUCUUGCCUUUGAAGGGACACCUGUGUGUGUGUUUGGUGUGUGUGUGUGUGUGUGUGUGUGUGUGUUUGUGUAUGUGUGUGUGUGAGCCAAGACAACGGACUUAGCCCCUGAGAACAGGGAACAGUGGAUGACUUCAGCGAAUGAGGGUUUUGCUGGUGGAAACAGGGUUGCUGCUGACCAUGGACUCCCCUCACUUGUGAACGGGGGAGGUGCAGAGGAGCGGCUGUGUCCGGUCAUCAUGUGCACGCGGGCCUUUCCUGACCCCGUCCCUGAGUGCCAGCUAUUCCCGGGAGAGGUGGAGGAGCCUGAGGAGGCAGACGAGGGCAGGGAGAGGGAGAGGGAAUCAGACAGAGACAGUGCAGUGGAAAGCACCCUAGGGUCUGACACCUCCGACGGGCCCAUUAGACCUGGAGACAAGGGAGACAUUCUGGGAGAUCUCUUUUUCUCUGGGGUGAAGGGUGGUCAAACCAGCGCCUCAGUGACCUCUGACUUAUCAACACGCUCCUCUGCUUCUCUGAACGAGGAGCAGUUUGAAGACUACGGUGAAGGGGACGAACCAGACUACAUUCCCAGCAGCCCCUGCCCGGACGACGAGACUCGAACCAACGGGUACUCAGACCUCGGAUCAUCUGUUCCCUCUAGUGCCGGCCAGACUCCUCGUAAGGUGCGUCAGCAUUACACCGGCGAACUCAUGGAUGUCUACUGUUCUCAGUGCAGCAAAAAGGUCAACCUGCUGAAUGACCUGGAGGUUCGCCUCAAAAACCUCAAGUCUAACAGCCCCAACAGGAAAAUCUCCAGCACUGCUUUUGGAAGGCAGCUGCUUCACAACAGCAACUUGAGCAGCAGUAACGGCAGCACUGAAGACCUCUUCAGAGACAGCAUCGACUCCUGCGACGUCGACAUCAAUGAGAAGGUCACUUUUCUGGAAAAGAAGGUGGCAGAACUCGAGAAUGAGAUUCUGAUGAACGGUGAUAUCAAGUCUAAGCUGAAGCAGGAUAACACACAGCUAGUACACAGGGUUAAUGAGCUGGAGGAGCAGCUGAAAGAUCAGGAGACACGAGGAGAACAAAAUCUGCAGGAGGAGCUAAGACGACACCGGGAGUCCUACAGCAAGAUGGAGAGAGACAAGGACACACAGAUAGAGCUGCUGACCAACCGAGUAAAGCAGGUGGAGGAGGAGAGCAGUGAGAUGACGCUUAACAUGUCCCGGCUUAAAUCACAGUCAGAAAAACUGGAUGAGGAGAAGCAGAGGAUGACGGACAAGCUGGAGGACACCAGUUUGCGCCUGAAGGACGAGAUGGACCUCUACAGGAAAAUGAUGGACAAGCUGAGACAGAACAGACUCCAAUUCCAGAAAGAAAAGGAAGCCAUGCAGGAGCUCAUAGAGGACCUGCGUAGGGAGCUGGAGCAUUUGCAGCUGUUCAAGCUGGAGGCAGAAAGGCCUGGCCGCAGUCGCAGCUCCUCCACCGGGCUGGCAGACUUCAACAGCAGGACCAGGGAGAUGGAGCUAGAGCAUGAGAUCAAGAGGCUCAAGCAGCCAUUUGUGUCCCAGGACUUUCUUCUCCCUGAAUUCCAGCACCUGCUGUUGUCUGGGGCUCGGCUCCGUCCUGGUCUGAUGGAGAAUCAGAAGCUGAGGGAGCAGAACGACGAGCUCAACGGUCAGAUCCUCAGCCUCAGUCUAUAUGAAGCUAAGACCCUGUUCGCUACACAGACAAAGGCCCAGUCUCUAGCUGCUGAGAUAGAAAACGCCUCCAGAGACCAGUUAAUGGAAGCCCUGAAAGAGCAGGAAGAAAUCAACAUACGACUGCGACAGUACAUGGACAAAAUCAUUCUGUCCAUCCUGGACCACAACCCCUCCAUCCUGGAGAUCAAGGGCGACUAGCAGUGACUCAGCUGGAGUGAGAAUCGUUCCCGGUCUCGAGAGCAUGAAGAUCAUUCCAGUUGUUUGAUCAGAACCUGCCUCCUGAGUCAGGAAUCUGUACAGGACAAUAGAGACAACCAGUGCCAGUCUUAGAAACUGGAACAUAAAUAGACACACAUCGCCCCCUGCUGUUUAUGGCAGGGAAGGAAAUUGUACAUUGGGAUUAAGUGCUGAACUAAAGGGAGUUUUUCUCUUCCGCAGGUCAUAAUACUGUGACUCUUCAACUUGAUCUGUCCUGCUCUUUUUUUUACUCACUGUCUAUGCUGUGAACUGUAGAUACUUUUAUCUCAUACGACAAAACAGGAAUAUCCUGCGCUCAACAUGCUUUGAGGAAUAACGGAGUCGCUGAAAGAAGUACACUGGACAUAUGUACCUUCACAUAAAAACUGAAACAAUGUAACAAACCUGAUACGGGUUCUAUUGUAUCCUGGUGUAAUAUGGGCUGUAUUCUCUGCAGAUAGAAAGUUUGGUAUGAUGUUUUUGGGGAAAAUACUUUGAAGCAGACUGUAAACCGGACUCUCGGAGGCAUGAAGGCAGGCCAGUCGAGUGUUGCCUGAUCUGUAAACUGCCCAUCUUUUCUCCUCUGACAUGUAGGUGUUUGUUGACGAUGAAUUUGGAUAGGCACGUUUUUUAAAAGAGGAUUGAGAAAAGUGUUAAGAGAAAGAGAAGGAUAAGAGCGCAUUUAGCUACAAGGGUAACGUUUUGAAAUAAAGCAUCUCUUUCAGAUUGAAGUGGUGCGCAACAGAUGAUGGACCAUGUAUGCAAGCAAAGGAGGGUUUUAGUAAAGUCCGAGAAGGUACAUUGAAGGUGAAUUUUUGUGAACAUGUCUUCCAGUAACCUUGCAACAGCACUUGCAGUGUCAAUCAGUCCAAUAGUGGCCCUUAGUUUGUGCAGAUGCGUAGUCGAGUGUCACUUUAAGGAGCAAAAGCUGCAACCAAGGAGUGUCUUUAAACUGUAACGUCUGAGGCGCACACAUUGGCUUGGAUAGGUACAUUGUUGCUAGCAAUAUACCCCAAUGAUGUUGCACAGAAAAGUAAAGCUAUGAAUGUACAGGGUGGAUUUACGUUGAAGUGACUGGAAGCCAUUGUAACAUGGUUUACUAAAUAAUCUCUCUUUGCUCAGUGAAAUCAACUCAGAUAUUGUAUGUGAGCAUGCACAGGAGACUCACUUUCUGGUACAAAAACUGGAUUAGCAAUCUCUCUCAUUAAAGCCUACAUGUUGCAAAUUGUUUUUUGAGCCCUUUGAAACUCUCUAAUACUGUAAAUAUGAAUGUACAACUGGAUAUUUCACUUUCUGUGAGGCUAAAAAAGGCUUGUAGUUGGUCAAGAUGUGUUGAAACACACAUGUACAGUAUUAGGCACUGUAAUGAAGAAGGCAUUGUUGGGGGAGGGGAAACAAUUUCAAUCUGCUGUAUCAUGUUAUUAUUCCAAAACAUAGGUUUUGCUUCCUUGCACAAGAAAAAACAUGUUUGUUUCCUUAUGCAUGGUUCACCUUUUCUUCUGUCUGUGCCUUUGAGGACAUUUUUCAAGACGAUGUGCUAUAGAUUUACAUAGUUUUUUGAAGGUGCAUUCUAUGUCUACGUCUGACAUAUUUUUUUGACUUGUAAAUGUUGUAAUUAUAUAGUGAUUUGUAUUCAUGUGCCACUCACCACUCUUUUUCAGAUUGAUACUAUAAAAACUAUUUUAUACAGUUUUAUCAAAAAAUAACUUGUGAUUCUUUAGGUGUCGUUUUAGAAAAGCGUUAUAGCACAAUGCUUUGUACGGUACAGAGGUCAGCAUUUUGGGAACAUUUUGUCAAGAGUCAAUGUAAUGACUUUUUCAAUGCAGUUGGGGAUGUUUUGUUUCAUUUCUCAAUUUGUUUUGUUAGUCACGCUAAGUUAUUUGCUUUUCAACCUGCUUUGAACUGGCUUUUUAUGGUUGUAAAUUGUCUUCCUAACUUAAACUAAAUGGUGAGCAUUAUGAGCAAUAUUAACUUAUUUACUGAUUCCUGCAGAUUUGUGUCUUGUUUUUGCUUCACAAAUCGUUUCAUUCUAUAGCUGCUCGUGCCAUUCUAGAUUUAAGAAAAUGAAUAAACGAUACAUUAAGCUGUAAACUUGUCACAAA